This is a messenger RNA of Diplodia corticola, 1350 nucleotides long. Its product is annotated as regulator of g protein signaling superfamily. The transcript is spliced from 4 exons. The coding region runs from base 1 to 1350 and encodes 449 amino acids. The record is from RefSeq and is a predicted model, not a curated record. Lineage: Eukaryota; Fungi; Ascomycota; Dothideomycetes; Botryosphaeriales; Botryosphaeriaceae.
AUGAUUUUUCCACUCACUUACCGGAGACCACUGUCCAGUAGAUCACUUCCCGCAUCUGAGCAUAGCAACGAUGAGAAGAAGAAAUCGCUUGACGAGUCCAUCACUGGGGGAUCGCAGCACUCUGGCAUAUCCAACGGAAUUCCAGACGCGCUGUCAUUCGAUCGGAUCGUUGCCGGCGGCACAUGUCCCCCCUGCACCCUCCGUGAAUUCUUGAACUACCUGAAGUACAUUGAGCUGUCGGCGGAAAAUCUCCAGUUCUAUUUGUGGUUCCACGACUACGUCAAGCGUUUCGAGGCCCUUUCGCAGAGCGAAAAAGCCCUCUCGCCGGAGUGGACUUCGGAGCAAGCAGAGUCCGAGGCACAUGCAGCAAAACCGAGCAACCGGAAAUCUAGCCCUGGGACGGCUGCGGUGUUCAAGGGGACAACCUUCUCGGAUGCUCCCCAGCCUGCAGACGGCGACCGAGCCAACCCGUUCUGGGAUCAAGUUGGGUGCACGCCAUCUGAACACAGCGGCAAUGAUACCAUGGACGCUUUCUCGGAGCACAGCUCGACGGACUGGCAAAACUCGCUGACCAACUCCACCGUCAACCACUCUGAGGCGGCCAAAGAUGCGUUUGAGUCCGCAGGCGAGAAGUUUCAGCCAUUCACUAUCCAGCCGUUCCGCGAGGAGAUGUCGCGUAUUGUUACCAUCUAUAUUGCCGACGGCGGGGCGCGGCAGCUCAACCUCUCGUCGCGCGAGCGCAACUCCCUCCUGCGCGCUCUCGCUCAGACGACGCACCACUCGGCUUUUCGUGAGGUCAUGACCAGCGUUGAAUGGUCUCUUCGCUGCCAGGCCCACCCGCACUUCAUCCGCUGGACCAUCUGCAAUGGCAAUCGCCCACGCGUGAUGUUUGCACGCGGUCUUGGUGUCUUCGCCAUCCUUGGCGGUAUCAUAAUGGGGAUUCUCAUGACUUUGAGCAGCAUACCCCGUGGCUUGCGUGCGCUUUCGGCCAUACCACUGAUCAUCGGCAUCUCGACGCUGAUCGCAGCGUACAAGGGGAUGUGUGUUGUGCUGCACGGGAUGCACCAUCGACAUGUACGUCCAUGGGAGCUCUUUACCUCUGAGGACGAGCCAGCAGUAUACUCGGAGAAAGAAGGGACUCGGAACAGCUACGAGGACGAGCCGUGGGUGGCCAAAUACGAGCAACGCAACAUUGUCCGCAAGAUAUUUGACCGUGAAGUAUGGAUUGAGGAGCCAGCCAUGCGGCAGAUCCAGGACACGAUAUUCGUGCAGAGUUUGAUUGGAGCAGUCGUUGUCAGUGGCAUUGUAGCUGCAAUCUUCGUUGUUGUGCCCAAAGGCGGCUUCAUUUGA